Molecule: messenger RNA, 2947 nt
Organism: Leptopilina heterotoma
Lineage: Eukaryota; Metazoa; Arthropoda; Insecta; Hymenoptera; Figitidae
Product: calmodulin-lysine N-methyltransferase
Exons: 2
Coding region: 371-1381 (336 amino acids)
Cellular component (GO): cytoplasm
Molecular function (GO): calmodulin-lysine N-methyltransferase activity
Source: RefSeq, a predicted model, not a curated record
CUUUUCAGUCUCUCCGGUCCCUUCGUCCGUCCUUGUCCUUUUCUCGUGAAAAUUCUUUUUCUCAAUUUUUGAAAUCGUUAUUUAAAAAAAAAAAAAUUCAAAAAAUCACCAGGAGACUCGAAAAAAAACAACCAAUCAUGGACGAAGCCGAGAGAAAUAAUUAAAAAAAUUUCUUUUUCGAAACAUCAACAAAAAAAACAAAACCGAUGACACAAAACUCUUGUUGUGAUCUUCUACCAAGAACUCCUAAAAUUGAGGAAAACUUCUUCGGAGAGCCUGGUAGUGAAGAUCGAGAAGAAUUAACCAAACUUAUCAUCAUCCUAAUCAGGGACCAAUAUCAAUUAUUAUUAAUAAAUAAAAAAACUAGAAUAUGUCAACGGAAAUUGUCACGGUGACCGAAAUGAAGAAUCAUUCCAGGAAGAUUGGCGAACAAAAGGAUGCGAGUACAGCUCAAAGAAGAUGGCGCCUUCUUGCAAGAGCGUUAAGUCGUUCUCCAGAGCUAUUCCCUGAAAUUGAGUACAAUGAUGAUAUUUCAGUGAGACGUUUCACAACAUUCAAUCUAUUGAGACCGUUAAUUCUUGAAAAUGUUGCCGAUCCCGAAUCUUCCUGGUAUGAAUAUUCAACGAUAAUUGACAAUGAUUUAUUUAAUGUGCAAAUAAGGAAGGUUAAUAAAAAUUUCACCGCCAAUGAAUUGAUUGGCUUCAAUAAUACAGGCAAUGUUUGUGUCUGGCCAUCGGAGGAAUGUUUGGGUUAUUAUUUAUUGAAGAAUCGAAUGAUCUGCAGGAAUAAAGUUGUAUUGGAAUUGGGUGGUGGAAUGAGUUGUUUGGCUGGUGUACUCGUGGCCAAAUACUGCAAUCCAAGUGGUGUCACACUCACGGACGGAAACGUGACCAGCGUUGAUAAUGUCAGAUGCAUCGUUGCCAGAAACAGCAUGGCAGAUUUCGUAAGGUGCGGCGUUGUGCAAUGGGCCAGGGCCGCCAAUGCGCUUAGGCAAAACGGAAACAAUGGAAAUCGAAUUCAGUCUUGGGACGCAGAGGCUGUGGAUGAAUCGAGAAGAACUGACGGUCUCUACGACAUUAUUCUCAGUGCCGAUUGUCUAUUUUUCGAUGACGCCCGUCUUGACCUGGUGGAGACAAUUUACGGAUGGCUGGCCGAUGAUGGAAUUGCUCUAGUAAUGGCACCAAGAAGAGGUACAACAUUCCAAAGAUUUGCCGAAGCGGCCCUCAAACGGGGCUUUCUGGCUCGUCAAACCGAACACUACGACGCUAAAGUUUGGUCCAGACACUUGGAACUUCUCGAGAAUAAUCACGAAUACUGUCCGGAUUUGCACUUUCCCAUUCUCCUCGAACUCACCAAACAAAAGAACACUCCUCCAGGAUGAUUCUCUUAAAAAAAAAAAAAAAAAAAAAAAAAAAUUUCUUCAUAAUUCCUUCAAUAUUCCAAUAAUAUUGAAAAUUUAAUAACUUUUGGGAAAAUCUUUGCCAAAUCUUCAAAGAUCUGGAAAAGAACGCUUUUAAAAAAUCUGUUUUUCAAAAAAAAAUUCGUGACAAACGCGACCUUUACUUUAGAAAACAGAAUUUUUUUUUUGUAAAUCCUUACUUUUUCGAAAAAAAUUUGAUCUACAAUUUGGGUCAAUUCUAAUUUUCAAGUCUCAAUUUUCUUUUUAGUGAGACUUUAAAUUUGUCAACAUCUUCCUUUUUAGUUUGUUGUGAAGCUGAAAAUUUUGUUUUUAAGAGCAAAAAUUGUGAAAUAAUUUCUUUUUUUCUCUCUUUUAGUAACUUGCGAGAUAUAAUUUUGGAUUUUUUUUUAAUCCAGAAAAAUUGUGAUCUAGUGUUUAAUAAACUAGAUUUUAUUUUUUUCCCUAUGCUCCAGAGUAUUUGUGAGUAAUAGUGCUGAUUUGUAAACUUAAGGACUAUUAAUGAAUGGAUAGAAAAAGUUGUUGGUAUUUUAGGACCAAACUAUUAUUAUUAUUCACCACAAAGCUGAAUUUCAAAGACAUCAAUUUUCUUUCUUUGCGACUAUUUAAAUAUUUGUAAUUUUUACUCUUCUUUAGAAAAGGGAACAUUUUCUAAUUAGGAAAAAAAUUUCCUUAAAAUUUUUUUUUCUAUAUAGAUUGUGACAUUUGAACGUAAACUUUAAGAAGAAGGUAUUUUUCAACACUUAGGAUCUAAACAGAUUUAAAACAUUUUGUAAUUAGAAAAAACAUUUCAUUAAAAAAAAAAUUUUUUUUCUUUGGAAAUUCUAUAUAGAUUGUGACAUUUGAAUGUGAAAUUUAAUAGAAAGAUAUUUUUGAACCCUUUGGAUCUAAACAUAUUUAAAACAUUUGAACAUUUUCUAAUUAGAAUUUAUAAUAAAAAAAAUUGAAGAAAUUUUUUUUUCAUUGUAAAUUUUAUAUAAAUUAUGACAUUUGAACCUAAACUUUAAGAAAAACGUAUUUUUGAACCCUCAGGAUCCUAAACAGAUGUAAAACAUUUUCUAAUUAGAAAAAACAUUUCAUUAAUUUUUUUUUUUUUUUUUUUUUUAAAUUGUAAAUUUUGUGACAUUUGAACGUGAACUUUAAAGAGAAAGGUAUUUUCGAACCCUCAGGAUCUAAAGAGAUUGCGACACGUAUUCUUAUAUAUUAUAAAAAGCUCAGCAAAGACUUGAUGAGAAGGAAAGGAAAGUGUCUCCUCAAUUUAAAAAAAAAGAACGGAGCAACACACGAUAUUUUUAGGAAAAGCCACUUACUUCCAAUGUUCUAUUAAAUCCUAGUCAAGGUCAUUUAUUGACAUGGUUCCAUUUGACAUGGUUCCAUCAUGUGCCAGGAAGAGAUCGCCUGCUACUAACUUCACUCUAUCGAUUAAUUUCCUCCCUUUAGAAAAGUAUUAUUUUCUCAAAUUUGACAACUUUUUUGUCAAUUUUUCUAUUUCAAAUUAAAAAAAAAAAAAAAAAAAAAAAAAAAAAAAAA